Messenger RNA from Esox lucius (northern pike), 1870 nucleotides. Its product is annotated as transcriptional coactivator YAP1. The record is from RefSeq and is a predicted model, not a curated record. Gene Ontology annotation, molecular function: transcription corepressor activity; protein binding; transcription coactivator activity. Gene Ontology annotation, cellular component: cytoplasm; nucleus. The coding region runs from base 590 to 1732 and encodes 380 amino acids. NCBI's taxonomy places the organism in Eukaryota, Metazoa, Chordata, Actinopteri, Esociformes, Esocidae. The transcript has 8 exons. Gene Ontology annotation, biological process: positive regulation of transcription by RNA polymerase II; hippo signaling.
GAGACUUCUGGUUGCAGACUGUCCCGUCCCAUCGACACUUUAGAACAACUUUGGAAAACUGAGGUUUAUUACGACGUAAACGGUUUUAUACACCAAAUGAAACCAUGUAGCGGACAGAAUGUCGGACAUUAUGCCGAAAUAACAUUUGGGAGUGUCUGGUAAGGUUUUUUUUGUGUUUAGCGGUUUGAAGAAAAACUUAUUGUAGAAAGAAAAGUUUCGUGCAGCUCCUCUGUCUGAGGUAUGUGGGACGGCCCGUCUGUCUGUCUGUCUGUCUGGCUGGAUGCGUGUUUUCUGCGCCGAGAAGUUUGACAACAAACCAAAGAUUCAAUCAUCUUUCAUAGCUAGCUACUGUUUACCUGGAUGAUCACGUUUUAGCAUGUUUGCCAGUUUAAACAUAAUUAUCUACAACAAACACUUCAAGAACUUUCCACUUUAAAAUCUACAAAAACAAACUGCAGGGAGUAGGUACCGGAUCAGUUUUUUUUGUAUCUCGGAGUUAUUUUUCUUUUAAUUUCGGAUUAUAUUCAUUUAGGGAUCAUAUAAAACGUAUCGGUUGUUUUGAUUGGACAUAAUAACACUGAAAAGCAACAUGGACGCGCGUCAGGGUCAGGGCGCGCCUCCUGUGGGGCAGCAGAUCGUGCACGUCCGCGGGGACUCCCAGACGGACCUGGAGGCCUUGUUUAAUGCGGUAAUUAACCCCAAAACCGCCACCCUGCCCCCCUCCUCGCUGCCCAUGAGGAUGAGGAAACUACCCGACUCCUUCUUCAGACAACCCGAUCCCCGAUCACACUCCAGACAGGCCAGUUCAGAUGGGAACAUGGUUGGGUCUCUGGCCCCUCAUCAUGUGCGUGCCCAUUCUUCUCCCGCCUCGCUCCCCAUCAACACCCUUGUCACUCCAGCAACUAACUCCAUGGCAACGCAGCCUCUUCCUGACGACAUGCCCCUCCCCCCGGGUUGGGAGAUGGCCAAGACCACCUCUGGACAGCCCUACUUUCUCAAUCACCUGGAGCAGACGACCACGUGGCAUGACCCACGGCUCUCCCACCUCCAGACCACUGCAGCGCCCCACCCGCUCUCCGCUCCUCCACCACACACCCACACCUUGGCUCACCCUGGUCCAAACACACACACCCACACACAGAGCAACGCCAGCCCCAACACAGGUCCUCUCCCAGAGGGUUGGGAACAAGCAGUGACCCCUGAAGGAGAGGUUUACUAUAUCAACCACACGACCAAAACCACCUCCUGGCUGGACCCCCGCUUAGUCCAGAGUACUGUGUCCCAGGUGAAGCCCACUACCCUGACCUCUGAUCCAGUUGGCGUGGUGACCCAGCGCAGGCAACAGUUACAGGCAGAAAAGGACAGACUGAGGCGAAAACAGCAGGACCUUGUUCGACCAAUCAGAGCACAGGACGUAUCGGUGAGGAGUGGACUGGAGCAUGAUGGAAAAACCAGGAACCAUGUAGACCCCGCCCUCAAUGGGGCCCACUCUCGUAAUGAGAGCACUGACAGCGGUCUGAGCGUGAGCAGCUUCACACGGACUCCUGAUGACCUACUGAACACUGUGGAACUCAUGGACACAGGUGACUCUGGAGCAGCCCAGCCAAUGGCUUUUCUGGAGGCGGGGCCAGGGGUGUGUAUGGCUAUGGAUGGGGAGGAGCUGAUGCCCAGUAUCCAGGAAGCUCUGAGUUCAGAACUCCUCAGUGACAUGGACACUGUUCUUUGGCUGUAGACACACUAUAUAACCAAGAAACAACCACACGUUAAACAAGCACACUGUACACAUUCUUCACACACAAAUACAGAUACAUUAUAGACACACACACAAACAAUCACACUACAAACAAACACACUAGUCACUCUCUUCACA